CAUCUUUUAGACUCUUUUCAAUUUUUAAAACCAAACCGUGAACUAGGUUAUGACAGAAAAUGUUGUGAAGUAAUAAUAAAACCCGGAAAUGAGACGAGAGCAGGUGCAUGACAUGGACAGAUCGUCUCUCAGGUUGACAAAUACAACGUUUACAUCACAGUGUGUUGGUUAACACCAUGGAUUCUGCAGUGACGUAAAGUCAACGGUUCUACUUUAUGACUACAGCUUUAUGACAGAGUUAGGAGAGCCGUGUCGCAGAAUUUCCUUGUAUUUCCCCACAAUGGCCUCCUGCUCAUCUGUUGGAGACAAUCAGCUGCAGAGGGUCAUCAGAGACCUGCAGGAUGCUGUGUUGGAGCUGAGUAAAGAAUACAGAGAGUUUGGAGAACCCAUCACUGAUGACAGCACCAACCUGCACAAAUUUUUUUAUAAGCUGGAAUACCUGCUGCAGUUUGACCAGAAAGAGAAGACAACGUUGCUGGGCCAGAGGAAAGACUACUGGGAUUAUUUCUGUGACUGCCUGAACAAGAACAAAGGAGCUAAUGAUGGCAUUCGUUUUGUUAAGUCUAUCCCUGAGUUAAAGACAUCGCUGGGAAAAGGACGGGCCUUUAUUCGCUACUCACUCAUCCACCAACGUCUCGCCGACACGCUUCAGCAGUGUCUCAUGAAUCGCAAAACCACAAGUGACUGGUAUUACGCUCGCAGUCCAUUCCUGAAGUGUCAUCUCACCGCUGACAUAAUCAGUCAUCUUUAUGAGCUCAACCAGAUCCAAUUUGACGUGGCAGCCAGAGGUUACGACCUUGAUGCAGAAUGGCCAGCGUUUGCGAGGAGGACUCUUGGCUACGCCCCCUCGUGGAAGUCUCCGAGUCGCUGCUCCAGCAUCAACAGUUUGGUCGGCAGCUAUCCACAUUCACAGGUGCAGGAGUUUCUGCCAGUUUCAGACUUGAGCCAGAGCGUUCUUAAUGAUCUCGGAGAAAUAGUGGAACCUUCUCCUUGCGGCAUUUCAGAGAGUCUCCGUAUUGAGCUUGACCAAUCGGAGCUAAGACAGCAGGAGCUCCUGGUACAGAUUCAGGAUUUAAGUAAAGAAGCCGCUGAUCUAAAGUUUAUAGUUAAAGACCUUAAGGAACAGCUAGCAGCUCAGAAAUCACAACUUCAAGACAGAGUAAUAGCUGCUGAUAACAAAAAUACAGAGUUUUUCUCUGAGUUGGAGAAAGACCAACAAAUGGCAACCUGCUGUGACGCAGCUUUGAAGAUCCAGGAACUGCUAGAUAAACUGAAGACGUCAGAGGAGAAGAUGUUGGAAGCAAGGGCAGCAGCUGAAGACAGAACCAGAGAAUCUGAGUGUUUAUCAAAGGAUCUCAAACUUAGGGAUGAAGAGUUGAAAAACAGCAAGGAGAAGCUGGCGGAAGUGCAAGCUAGAGCCCACGAUGAACAGGAAGAGGCGAUGGGACGGUUGGAGGAGCUCCAAGGGGUCGUCAGUCGAAUUCAAGGAGCGUUGACGUCAAAAGAGAAAGAAACGGGGAACCUGAGAACCCAGCUUCUCGACCUACAAGCAUCACUGGAUUGCAGAGAACGACGGGCAGAGGAGCUGAAGAAAAGGCUGCAGGAGGAGAGAGAGGAGGAGGAACAGAGAUCCAGCUUCAGUAGCGGCCAGGAUGACAGACUUGAGAGCCUUAUCCUUGAUUUGAGAAAAAAGUUGAAAAACAGAGAGAAAGAGUUAGCUGUGGGCUCAGAGAGAAUAAAUCACUUAGAGGAACAGGUGGCAAAGUUAAAUAAAGAGAAUGAAAGUCUGAGCUCCAAACUCACUAAUAUUGGUGUUGAUUCUUCAGAUCAAACCAGGAAUGAUGACGACUUACGGACACAAUGUAACAAUCUUAUGGAAAUAAACUCCAAGCUGCUUCAAACUAUCCAGAAUCGUGAGGAUGGAAUGAGUGCAUUACCCAGUAGCACGGCAGCUUUAUUAGAUCAGCUAGCUUCUUUGAGAGCUUCAGAGAAUCACCUCAGAAGUAAAGUAGAGGCUGCAAACAUGUGCCUAGAAGCUCGAGAGGAAAGACUUCUGGAUAAAAACCUCCAUUUGGAGGAGACUGUCCAGAAGGCUUUUUUUGAGAAGGAGAAAUCAGAUGUUCAGUUGAAGAAGAUGGAGAAUGAGAGAAAAGACCUGCUGGAAGUUCUGCCGUUGCUACACAUGGAGUUAUCAAGAGCUCAACAGGAAUUAAACUCUCUUUCCGCCAAAGCUACAGUUUUGGAACAGGACCUUAUGGUCUCCAAAAGCGGCCGAGCAGAGUUACAUCAGAAUCUCCAGGAAACUAACGUCAAACUUACAGACCAGACUCUGAAGUGUGAACUCCUGCAUGAAAAGACAGCUGCAGAGAUUAAUGAAAAGUUGCAAAGACUUCCUGUUGAGCAACAGUGUUCCUCAGAGGAAAACAAAGAGAACCCGUACACACUGAUGAUAGCUGAAGCUCAAAUGGAAUUCAGCCGAGGGAUGAUGCAGCAGCUCCAGCAGGAGGUGGUGGAGCUAAGAGCUCAGCUUCUUACAGUAACUGAAGAGAGAGUGAAACUUCAUGCCCUGCAGGAGGUGACAGAGGCCUCAAAAGAGGACCUCCGUCUCCUAGUUGAGCAACUCAAGGCCCAAGUUGAAGAUCUCAACCGCCAGCACGUGGAUGAGAUUCUGCGUUCCAGAGAGCGAGAGGAGGCCCUCAUUCGUGAGCGCGAUGGUGAGGCCCAAGCUCGGGCUGGUCUGGCCUCAGAGGUCACAGCGUCCAGAGAGCAGCUGGAUAGGCUGAAGCUGCAAUAUGAAGCUUUGUGUCUGGAGAACAGUGAAACCAAGGAGGCGCUGCACAGAGCCAACACAGAAACAGCUGAACUGGGUGUUCAUGUUUGCACGCUGACGGCUGAGAACGAGGAGGCCAAUGUGCGCUGGGAGGAUCUGUCAACAAGUAUGCAUGAGCUGGAGGAGAAGGCCUCCCAGGAAGCCGACAGGCUGAAUGACUGCAUUGAGGAGUUGAAGAAGGAGAACCAGGAUCUCCUCCAUCAGCUCCACAACGAGGAGGGGCUGUUGGCAGUCAAGCAGGAGCUGCAGAAGCUGAAAGAAGCCCAGCAGGAGGCGGAAAUGGAGCAGAGGACAAACCAGGAGGAGAUCCAGACACUUCACCUUCAGUGCCAAAGCAAAGAUAUUGCCCACAGCAGCCAGCUUCAGGCUCUGAACCAGGAGUUACAGGAAGUCAGAUCACAGCUGAUGACUGAGCAGGAGAAGGUCGUCGAUCUGGAGAACAAACUCAGAGAGCUGAAGGCCGAAUACCAGAGAUACUGCCAACAGAUUGAGGAGAAAAACAGCCAGAUGGCGGAGUAUGAAAAUCUCAUCCAGCAGAAAGAAGGCGAGAUGAUCCAUCUGAAAGAGAACUUAUCAAGAUCUGAGGAGGCUCUGAAGGCGGCGCAGCAGACCUGCCGGGAGAUGAGUGAAAAUGUACGAAGAGUCACGCUGGAAAAACAGAGCUUUGACCUGAAGACUGCAGCCGAACUGGACGAUCUCUACCGCACCAAAAUUAAUUUGGAGGAAAGGCUGGUGGAACUUAUCAGGGAGAAGGACGCACUUUGGCAGAAGACAGAUGCCUUGGAAUUUGAGCAGAAACUCCGCGAGGAGGAGACAGAGAGGGACGUGAACUACUGUCUGGGCUGCCGCAGUCAGUUCAGCUGGUGGCUGCGCAAGUACAACUGCAGACUGUGUGGGCGUCCCUUCUGCUACUACUGCUGCAGCAACACAGUGAGCACCCGACAGGGCGGCAACAGAGAGCGCUGCUGCAGGGACUGUUACGGCCAGCACAGUGCAGUAGUGGAGCGCCACCCAGAGGAGGAAGUGACUCACAGCACACCGGGGACACCUUUCAGCCGCUUGUUACAGGCAGGAAGAGCCAUGACUAGUGUCCAAGGAACAGACGAGGUUGAGAAACCGGAUGAUGGCGUUUUUGACAUCAUCACAGACGAGGAAGUCAGCGUCGUCAGCGACUCUCUGUCUUUUGUCACCGCCUGCUCUGCCGAGCAAGGACAGCAGGGGGCGGCACAACUAAACAGCAGUGCCAGUAUGGGGGACGUUACCUCAGAGGACCCCGAGGACUUUGGCGCGGCUGUACAGGAUGCGGAGGUUUGCUUACUAAAGUCUGGAGAACUGACUCUCUCCGUCCCCUUUACGAUCAGUGACAUCUGUGAGUUUGGGGACAGCUCCCAAGAACUUUUCAUAAAGUCCAGCUGUUACAGCACCCUCUGCCUCACCAUGAUCAGCCCUGGUCCCACUGUUUCCUGGACUUUCACCUCUGAACCAAAGAGCAUUGCCUUCAGUGUGGUCUACAGGGAAAACUCAGAGACACCACUGGAACAGGCCAAGGUUUUGAUCCCACUGACACGCUGUGAUUCCCACAAAGAGACGAUCCAAGGGGAACUGAAAGUCAGGAAUGCUGGAGAGUACACACUCAUAUUUGACAACUCCUUCUCCAGGUUCAUCUCAAAGAAAGUGCAGUAUCAUCUGAGCUUGGCUGAAGCUGUGGUUUACGAUGGGACUGAGUGAGUGAGUGAGUCUCCUUUCACAGUGACAGGACGAGCCGAUCAGAACACAGGUGCAGCUCAUCGACAAACAUUAAUUUUAGGUUCAAAAGAAGGAUUUCCUCAGGAGACACUGUAGCAUUAUAUUAAAACUAUACAAUAUUUUAACAAUGUGAAAAAGUACCAAUUAGACAAUACUUGGUUUGUACAUCUAACAUCUACCCACUACUUUAAAACAGUAAAACUGCACUUUACAGAAUAUUAUUUUAAAGUUAUGUUUAGCAUAAAAUCUUUCUCAUUUCUAUCACAUUUCUUGAUCACAUUUUUAUGAUUUGCGAUAAUCUGCCUAUAAUUAGGAUCAUUUUGAUUUUGAGUGGAUCGAUAAUCCUACCAUUCCCAGCAGGCAACACUGUCUGCUCCCUGCAGUGGUCAGCACUUUGGUCAAAUGUUGACUCUCACUCCUAAAACCUGACAACAGUUGAACCAAUUAAAUCCUAAUUUUCUGGAACAUGGUAAAAAAAUUAAAGUUAUUUACUGUUAAGUUUAAAAAAAAAACUUAUUUCUAAAAACAAAUACCAGUGAAGUAAAUAAAGUCUAGAGUUCCUGAUGGCAUCAGACGUUGGUGAAUGUGAACACUACACAUAUCAUAGCUAAAAGUUUACGUUCUUCUCU
Cynoglossus semilaevis (tongue sole) is the source of this 5205-nucleotide messenger RNA. RefSeq names its product FYVE and coiled-coil domain autophagy adaptor 1b (gene fyco1b). The record is from RefSeq and is a predicted model, not a curated record. The transcript is spliced from 18 exons. Gene Ontology annotation, biological process: positive regulation of autophagosome maturation; plus-end-directed vesicle transport along microtubule. Gene Ontology annotation, molecular function: metal ion binding. NCBI's taxonomy places the organism in Eukaryota, Metazoa, Chordata, Actinopteri, Pleuronectiformes, Cynoglossidae. The coding region runs from base 230 to 4558 and encodes 1442 amino acids. Gene Ontology annotation, cellular component: autophagosome; lysosome; late endosome.